UGGAGGUGAUCUGCCAAAAAAGCAGAGUUGACAAGAAGCGCCAAAGCCGUCCUCUGAGGACGCGCCCGCCAAGUCCUUCGGCCGCCCACGCGCUUUAACCCGCAGCCGGCCCCGGGGGGGCUGCGCGGCCGCCGCAGCGGCUCCCGCGGGCAACUGGCGGCACCCAGCCCGCGGGCACCUUCUCCCUGCGGAAGCUCAGCCGUUUGAGGAGAAGGGGAGGGAAAACAUCCCGUCGAGGGUGUUCGCGCACGCUGGUCGCUGCCUCCUCGCCCGGGUGCUCCGCUGAAGGACUGGGACGUCCGGCCGAGCGGGCGCGAGCAGCUGGGUUAAAACGUUUCAGGGCUCAUGGCCUCCGGCGCGGGCAAGGCUCGGCAGCCCGGCGCCCGCAGCGGGGCGGGCGGCGGCAGCCCGGCAGCAGGAUGCAGCCAGGAGGUUCACGUGAAAAUGUGCAAGAAGAUCGCGCAGCUCACCAAGGUGAUAUAUGCUCUGAACACUAAGAAUGAUGAACAUGAGGCUAGUAUACAGGCUCUGAAAGAUGCUCACGAAGAAGAAAUUCAGCACAUUCUUGCUGAGACAAGGAAAACAAUUCUCCAAUAUAAAAGCAAAGUUGAAGAAGAACAGUUGCUCAGAAAGCGUAUUCAAGUCCUUGAAGAUGCAGUAGAACAACACAAGAGACUAAAAGAAGAAGCCUUAGCAGAGUUAACCCUGUUCAAGAAGCAGGUGGAAGGAAGAGAGCUGAGAAUGGAAGUAAAACAGGCACAGAUGAUACUUUCCACAGACACAGUAGAUACCAAUGCAGACUUUGAAAACAAGCUUCUACAUUUAAAUCGGGAGCAUGAGGGCCUGUUAGAUGAAUGCAAAACAUCUAGUAGAGAGAAUUUAGAUAGAAAAGAGAUUCUAGAUGAAAAAUACAGUGUGGAAGGACAAGCUCUGAUUAAUGAGAUGGAAAACCUGAAGAGUGAGAACCAGAGAGUCAUUGAAGAAUGUACACAGAAAACCAGCCAACUACAAGCCUCUUAUCAGAGAGAAAAAGAGACUUUAAAGAAGGCUAUGCGGCAAUCCAUGGCAGAGAGGCAGAAGAAUUGUCAGCAAAGAGAACUUGAGCAAAGGAAGACCUUAGAGGCUCACGAAGGCUUUCUGCUGCAGCAGGUAAAGAAGCUGGAGACAGACCUAGAGGAGAAAACCUGGAAGGUAAAUGAGAAGAAGAAACACUCCCAGAAGCUGAAAGAAAAAAUACAGGAUUCGUUUCUGGGACAUACAGACUUGUAUAAAUUACAGAGAGAAGGGAGCAGAUGCCAAGAAAUGGUAAAAGCACAAAGCAAGACUAGAAGUGAAGACAAGUCAAGGCUGGAAAGUACAAGUGUAUCAAAAAUGGAAGACAUACCAUCCUCUCUUACAUGCUCACAAAAAGAAAAGGCAAGAGACAUAAAGACUUUGCAAGAGGAAUGGCACAGCCAAAAGGCAGACUUAGAAGCUCAGGUGGCUCAGCUGAAGCAAAUAUUAAACCAACAAGCAAGUAAUUUCAAAGAGGCACUGAAGAAACAUGAUCUACAGUCCAACAAAGAAAAAGAGAAGCUUUUGCAGGAUCUUCAAAACACCAUUAAAGAAAACCAGAAUGUUAAAUUGCAGCUGGAGUCAUCACAUCAAAAAAUCUUGAAAAUGUUGGAGAAAAGCAAAAAUCAGGAACUCAAGGUUUGCUUACAGGAGGCGGAAGAGCGUUUGAAAAAGGAAUUUAAUGAGACUUUCAAGAUCCAGCGGCAGUCUCAUAAGCUGGAAAUACAAACCUUGGAAGAGAAAGCAAAAAAAGAGUUACAUGAUGAACUGGAGCAGAUACAGAAGCAGCAAACUCUGUUGCUAGGAUCUCUAAGGAUGGAACUUUCUGAGCAACAGACAUUGUGCACUAGACUCAAAAAACAAAUAGAAGAACUCCAAAUGGAGCUGAGGAGUGUGAGAACACUGAAGAAGCAGCAGGCAAGAAGUAGCCAGAGCCAGAUCAGAUCUCUUCAUGAUGAACUGGAAAAAAGUCAGCAUGAAGUUUCUGGUCUCAAGAAAGAGAAUUUACUUCUGAAGGAUGCAAUGGAGCUACUCAGCGCAGAGCUGGGGUCACAGAGGCAAGAAGCUGCACAGCUUCAGGAUAGGGAGAAACAGCACAGAAGGCUACUGAUAGAAGACCUCAAAGUCAAGCAUAAAAAAGAACUCGACGUACUGAAACAAGAUCACCGGAAGGAAAUCGAAAACAUGUUUUCUGAUUUCAGCAGCACUCAGGCACAUCUUCAAGCAAAGAUUUUCUCCUUAGAGACUGAACUUAAAGGAUUAGAAGCAAAGCCAAGAAAGCAAGAGUCCAGACCGGAAGAUAUACACCUUAUAAGCUGCCUGCAAGAUAAAAUAAGUGAGAGAGAAGAGACUAUCAAGCAGCUGGUGGAAGGAAGACAAUUUCAGCACUCACUUUUAGCCAACACUGAAUCUUACAGGAAUCGAUCCUUUUCUUUCAAUCCUAAUCUGGGAUGUUUGACUCCUUCCAUGAAGCAGAAGAAAAUGGAUGAGGUGCCCAGCCGCGUCGUCAGUGUUCCGAAUUUAGCUUCCUACGCGAGGAGCUUCUUGAGCUGUGACUUGCGAUCAAAAAGAAGUGCUCCUCAAAUACCAAAAUCUGCAAGCUUAGACCAGAGUCCUGGCUGCCUCAGAAUGGGCUAUCUAUCAACACGGUCCUCAGACAGCAGUGCUGCCACAAGGACACACAACAAUGAAGCACUGCAAACCAAAGAUGACCGGAAACGAACCCCCCAACAUCAAGAAUGGUUUACUAAAUACUUUUCCUUUUAAAACAAACUGUUUCCUUAUGACUCAGAAUUACUAGAAAAGAUGUUUUCCAUUUUCUCUUGGGAAAUGAUAGUCCAAUAUAUGAUUUAGAAAAAAAUAAAAACAUUUAUGUAAUUUCCAAAUAUAUUAUUAGAAACAACUGCACUCUCUUACAUCUAGUUACCAUGGAAUUACAGGCAUGGAUUUUGAAAAAAUGCAGGUUUAACAUCUUCUGUUUAAAAAAAAAAAAAAAAAAAAAAAGGAAGUGCAAAAUUGUAGACAUUAUGUGAAUAGACUUUAUAAUCAAGAGAACAUACCCCUCCACAAUUACAUUAAAUAUGCAAUUUGUUCUCAGAUACUUCCUGUCUGUCAGCCUGGCUGCAGCUGAAGAAACACCUUACUUCUCUAGGUGAUUUCUGUAAGUUUACACAUUUGUUUCAUCAGCCAUUUAAAAUCAAAAAGCUUAUAUUAAUAUAAGUUUAAAAGUUUGAAUAGUUAUUAAACUUAUUUUAUGCUGUACAACAUGUAGUAUACCUCCCAAGAAUAGCAUGUUUAUAGCAGACUAUUUAAGAAAUAGUUUCUGGUUAGAUUAAUGAACUAUUUCCUUGUUUUGUAUAGUCAGUAUUACAAAAUAAGAUUCCUGUUGCACUUCAACACAUGUAAAAAUCAUCCUGAUAAAUCAAGGUAAUAUGUAAGUAUGAAUAUUAAAACUUGCUUGUAAAUCACCCCUUUGUAUGUCUGCAAAAUAGUGCUGUUCUGCUGAAGUCUGAGUCAGACUGAUACUUCCAGAUUUCCAGAUUCAUGGAAACUGCAUAUUUGGACAUUUAAUCUCAAUAUUGUUCUUAUGCUUACCUAAAUACAGAGUAAAGGACUAAAUUUAUUAUA
Molecule: messenger RNA, 3681 nt
Organism: Dromaius novaehollandiae (emu)
Lineage: Eukaryota; Metazoa; Chordata; Aves; Casuariiformes; Dromaiidae
Gene: FAM184B
Product: family with sequence similarity 184 member B
Exons: 13
Coding region: 346-2820 (824 amino acids)
Source: RefSeq, a predicted model, not a curated record